AUGCCGGCCAGAUUGAUUGACAGAUACGACCACGUCCCCGUGACGAAAGAAAAUCUCCCCUGGGCUGAGCUCGUCACCCUCGACCUGAGUCAAUAUGACCAGCCGGGAGGUAAGGAAGAGCUUGUCAAGCAACUGGACCAUGCCGUGCGACAUGUGGGAUUCUUCUACGUGAAGAACUUCAACAUCAGCCAAGACGAGAUCGACCGCCAAUUUGCACUCGGCCGCGAGUUCUACGCGCUGCCAUUGGAAGAUAAGCUCAAGUACCACAACAGCGCCGAUCUCGCGAGUGGCGAGUACAACGGCUACAGGCCUGCUGGCCACCGUGUUCUUGGCAAUGGCAUCAGGGACAACAUUCAAGUCUACAACAUCCCCAAAUUCGACGGACACCACAAGCGCCAGCAACCACCGGUGCUAGAAGACAACAUCGCAGAGAUCGAAGCAUUCAGCCGGAAAUGCCACAGCGAAGUCGUCGUCAAACUCCUCCGCCUCUUCGCCAUCCUCCUCGAGCUCCCUGACGAGGAUCAACUCGUCCGCGACCACCAGUACGACGUCAAGGGUGAGGACCACCUCCGCUACAUGCACUACGCCGCCCGCAGCAAGGAGGAAAACUCCCAAGUGGCCAGUAUCUACACCCCGGGCCACACCGAUCUCGGCACCGUGACCCUCCUCUUCCGCCAGCCCGUGGCGGCACUCCAGAUCCUCAACUCGGAGGGGGAGUGGAAGUGGGUGCGUCCGCAGGACGGGACGAUCACCAUCAACACGUGCGAUGCCUUGACGGCACUCACGGGCGGGUUGAUCAAGUCGAGCAUUCACCGGGUGCAUGCGCCGCCACCGGACCAGGCACAUGUGGAUCGAUUGGGGGUUUUGUACUUCGCGCGGCCCAACAACCAUGUGGUACUAGACCCGAUUACGAACAGCCCCCUGCUCAACCGGCUCGGACUCACCCAGAAUGUGUUCACGGAGCUGGGCCAGCAUCUGACAACGGAACAGUGGGUCAAGGUGCGGCAGACGCAGCAGCAGCGACGCAAUCGGGAUGUGAAGGUCUCGGAUGAUGGGAAAUUCACAUAUGGGGAGAAGGACCUGGAGAUUCUGCCUGGGCUGGAAGCCAAGAUUUAUAAUUAGAGCGCACUCCAGUAGGAUUUCAGAUCUGCAUUCACCUGCAUGAUGCACGUGACAGUGAUCAGCUAGGCCGUAUUUAGAAUUUUGCUGUGAUGUCCACGGUCAAAAUCAAC
Aspergillus uvarum CBS 121591 is the source of this 1232-nucleotide messenger RNA. Its product is annotated as Clavaminate synthase-like protein. The transcript has 6 exons. The record is from RefSeq and is a predicted model, not a curated record. NCBI's taxonomy places the organism in Eukaryota, Fungi, Ascomycota, Eurotiomycetes, Eurotiales, Aspergillaceae. The coding region runs from base 1 to 1122 and encodes 373 amino acids. Gene Ontology annotation, molecular function: dioxygenase activity.